AUGGCCCUGCUGAAUGGCUUCAGUAGAGAGGAGUACCCGAAUGGUGACUCCUAUGAAGGCCAGUUUAAGCGCGGAGCUCGACAUGGGCCGGGAACGUACUACUGCGCGGAUGGCGGCUACUAUGAGGGUGAGUUUCACGAAGGAAUGAUGCAAGGCACAGGGACGUUCUACUAUCCCGGAAAAGAGAGCUACACUGGUCAGUGGCUGAAGAGCAAGCGUGAUGGCUAUGGAAAGUUCUCGUAUCAAGACGGAGCAGAGUACGAAGGACGCUGGAUCGCCGAUCUCAGGCACGGCCAGGGCCUCAUGAAGUAUCCAGACGGAUCUGCUUACAACGGCAGCUGGAUUGACGACAUGCGGCAUGGCCAGGGGCAGAUGAGCUUUGGCGACGGAGCGCAGUACAGUGGUGGCUGGCUGAAUGAUUCCCGCCAUGGUUUCGGUUCCUACAGGCUGCCAAACGGCAGCUGUUACGAUGGCGACUUCAAGGCAGACAUUCCAGAGGGCAAGGGGCGUCUUCAUGAUGCCGAUGAGCUGAGCGACUAUGUGGGCGAGUUCCAUGAAGGCUUGAGGUCAGGUCAGGGGAAAUGUACAUAUGAGACGACUGGAGAAAAAUUCUCUGGCGAAUGGAAGGGUGGCGUGAGAGUACAAGGGAUUAUGUUCCUGAAGUCUGGAGAAGUCGAGAAGGUUGGCUACCUCAACGACAAGGUCGUGAGACGAGAGAAGCUAAGCCAACCAGAGCAGCAGCGUCUGCUGGCGGAAGAGACGGGCGAAGUACCUCUGAAUAAGGAGCCUGCAUCUGAUGAGUUGAUGGACGUCCUUCCGGUGGACCAGGUUGCAGCUCUAGGGCCUGGUCCUGCAGAAGCAAUCGCCACCUGA
Molecule: messenger RNA, 873 nt
Organism: Symbiodinium natans
Lineage: Eukaryota; Dinophyceae; Suessiales; Symbiodiniaceae
Source: the annotation of a GenBank genome assembly